AUGGGCAAGACGAAAAAGACUGGUAAAAAGAGAAAGAACGUUGGUGCAGACGUAGAGCCUGAGUUCAUUGGCACCAUAUAUGAACAUCAAGACGGAGUACUGCCACAAGAAACCCAUCUUAACGACACACAGCCGGAGGAAGCAGAACGUGAUAAGGAUAAUGAAGAGCACGAACCCGAGCUUGACUCACAGCCAGAAGCUGCUGUCUCAGAGGAUGGUACAAAUGUGGUUAAGCCCAUAACUAAGAAAGCCAGAGGUCCAACGAAGAUGAAAGAUAUUGCCAGAGAUCCAAAUUCACGAAUUAGAGUGGACUUCACGGAGUUCGGAGAACCAUGUGGAGAACGAUCAAUUAAGCUAUCUUCUUACUUGGGUCCCCUGGUGAGGGAACAUGUUCCAGUACUGAUAGAUGAUUGGAGAAAGAUUGGGGAAGACAGGAAGACAGUUCUCUGGAGAUCCGUGAAGAUCCGCUUCGAACUUAAUGGAGAAUACGAGAAGGCGGCAGUUAUGAAGCAGAUGGGCUGCUUGUGGAGGGCUUCGAAGUCACGCCUUGUCAAACAGAUCAUAAAGGCGAAAAACCACACGGAGAGAAUGAAGCUCAAGCCUGACAAUAUCCCGACUCCAGAGUGGAGAAAGUUUGUGAAACAGAAGACUAGUCCAGAAUUUAAGAAAAAAGAGAGCUCAGAUCCGUCAGAUGUGUCAAGACUGAGUGUCUGGGUCAAGUCACGAACCAAGAAGGAUGGCACAGCAGUUAACACAGAUGCCGCUGCAAAAAUUGAAAGAGCAAAGGAGUUCGUACAGUCUGAUGCUGCGUCAGAGUCAUCCUCUAACCCAAAGGAAGACACUCUUGCUCAGAUUUUAGGACCAGACAACCCUGGACGACUCAGAGCAAUGGGAAGAGGCAUGAGCUUGAGCAAACUUGCAUGUUUCCAGGUGAAGAGCAAGUACGUGUCAGAGAUGCAGUAUACUCAAGUUCGGUUACAGCAGCAGGUCAAUGAGUUACAAGAGGCACUUGCAAAACUGAAUAGUAAUCGUUCAGAGACAGACGUGGGUGAAAACUCAGGACAACGAAGUGUAAACCAGAAAACUCAGAGCAAGUGUAUUCUGUUUGACUGGUCUGGCUCUGAGUACAAAGUAGUUGAGGGCCGCAUUUUGUCUUCUGAUCACAUGGAUUUUGUAAACAAUAUCCCGUUAGGACCAAACUCAGUGAAGGUGGUGGUGGAGACGGCUGUUAAAGGAGAUGCAUUUCUUUGGAGGCCUGCACAAAAUAUGUUUAACAUUGCUCAGGCAGUAGGUGAAACAAUUGCGUGGCCUCAGAAUUGUGUUGUUGCUAUUGAGGAUGAGUUACAACCAGAAGAUAUCCCUCCUAAGAGCCCAAGCACAACUUCUUUGAAUAAAUGCAAACUCCUAAACUGGCUAUCUAAUGAUGAAGAACCUGUUGCUGAAGGCCGCUGGCAAACACGUGAUCCCAAGGCUUUGGUAAAUGGCCUACCUCUAGGACCAAAAGCAAUAAAGGUUUUUGUUGAUGCGGUUAUAGACCCAGAUACGUUCCUUUGGAGGCCAACAGAAGAAUUUUCAUACCUUCACGAGUCUUUGAAGACAUUUGUAGCGUGGCCAGUGGGUCGAGUUUUGUUCGAUGAUCUUAACACAGAGGCAACAGCAUCUCCUCGAGCGCAGCCACAAUUACUUACUCCACCAGCUCCUGUUAAAAGUUCAAAACCAGCUUCACAGUCUACUAUGUCAGGCUCCCCUCAACAGAUUUCUCCAACACGGCUUGGCAAGGAAGAACGGAAGUGUAAACUGCUGGACAUUUCAGGUGAUAAGAGGAUUGUGGCAGAAGGACGCUGGUCUUCAAAUGACCCAGAAGUGUUGGUUCACUUUGUUCCUUUAGGUGAUAAUGGAGUCCGUGUGUGGGUUGAUGUGGUGAAGGUGAACGAUGCCCUUGUAUGGAGGCCUUUCUUCAGCAAUUGA
This is a messenger RNA of Microthlaspi erraticum, 1968 nucleotides long. The record is from the annotation of a GenBank genome assembly. Lineage: Eukaryota; Viridiplantae; Streptophyta; Magnoliopsida; Brassicales; Brassicaceae.